Messenger RNA from Penaeus indicus, 546 nucleotides. Its product is annotated as ctenidin-1-like. Bases 1 to 546 code for a protein of 181 amino acids. NCBI's taxonomy places the organism in Eukaryota, Metazoa, Arthropoda, Malacostraca, Decapoda, Penaeidae. The record is from RefSeq and is a predicted model, not a curated record. The transcript is spliced from 3 exons.
AUGGACACAUUUCGCGCGGUCGUGUUAGCCGCGGCGGUGGCCGUGGUCUUGGCCGCAAUACUUGUGUCCGCCGAUCCCGACCCCGGCUUCAAGAAAGGAUACGGCAGAAGACACGUGGGAUACGGCAAAGGCGGAUACGGCAAGGGACACGUCAAGGGCUACGGGAAAGGACACGGAGGAGGAGGAGGAGGAGGAGGAUACGGACACAGCUCAGGAGGAUACGGGAAAGGACACAGUGGCUACGGCAAAGGACACGGUGGCUACGGCAAAGGAAUCGGCAAAGGCUUCAAAGGGUUUUACAAAGGACUGAAAGGCUUUUCCACGGGGUUUAAAAGCUUCUACAAAGGCGGCCACAAGGGAUACGGCGGAGGAAAAGGAGGGUAUGGCAAAGGCAAAGGCCACGGGGGUUACGGCAAAGGCAAAGGCCACGGGGGUUAUGGCAAAGGCAGCGGCAAGGGCAAAGGUCAUGGAGGGUAUGGCCACAGUAUAUACGAGAUUAUCAGGAGUGCAGAAGAGGAGUGGUAUUCUUUCAGUAAAAGUGUAUGA